Messenger RNA from Glarea lozoyensis ATCC 20868, 387 nucleotides. RefSeq names its product POZ. Bases 1 to 387 code for a protein of 128 amino acids. Gene Ontology annotation, cellular component: elongin complex. Lineage: Eukaryota; Fungi; Ascomycota; Leotiomycetes; Helotiales; Helotiaceae. The record is from RefSeq and is a predicted model, not a curated record. Gene Ontology annotation, molecular function: protein-macromolecule adaptor activity. Gene Ontology annotation, biological process: ubiquitin-dependent protein catabolic process. The transcript is spliced from 4 exons.
AUGUCGAGCUCGACGCAGACCCAAGGGCUCAGCAAGUACGUGACGCUUAUAUCAAGUGAUGGCUUCGAGUUCGUGGUUCUUCGCGAAGCAGCUUGCACAAGUGGCGCCAUCAAGAGGAUGUUAGAUCCGAAGAGUGGUUUCUCUGAGGCGACGACCGGCCGUUGUACGUUUGCUGAGAUCAAGUAUGUGAACCGAUUCUCUCUCCCUUUGGCAAAUAUGGAUCCGGGACCCAUUACGGAUAUCGGAGAUGGCAUCAUCCUCGAGAAGAUUGCAGAAUAUUUCUGCUACAAUUUCAAAAACCGAGAUAGAGAAGACGUUCCAGAUAUGGAGAUUCCACCAGAGCUGUGCCUAGAGCUGCUCAUGGCCGCAGACUACUUAGACACAUAA